AUGAGAGGAUGUGUAUUUGUUGAUAAAAUGUUGUUGCAAAAUGAUGCUAAUUCUUCUCUUCCUCCUGUACGUGUAUCUGAGGACGCCUCGCGUUUUCCGUAUAGUUUUAAAGGAGGUGCUACGUCUGCUAUACGUGUAGCACGAGUCUUGUUGGAAACUGUAAAUUCAAAUCAUUCGGACGUGAGAUGGUUUGUCUUCGGUGACGAUGAUACUGUGUUCUUCACAGAGAAUUUAGUGAAAACACUUUCUAAGUAUGAUCAUAAUCUGCCACAUUAUGUCGGGUCUCUUUCGGAGACGUACACUCAAAACUCCGAUAUCCUGUCUUCACUUGAAAUGGGUUAUGGUGGAUGUGGUUUCGCUUUGAGUUAUCCACUUGCAAAAGUUCUGGCCAAGGUAUUGGAUUCAUGUCUGUACCGGUAUCCUCAUCUUUAUGGAAGUGAUGCUAGGAUUUAUUCUUGCUUGGCGGAGCUCGGGGUUACUUUGACUCAUGAAUUAGGAUUCCAUCAGAUUGAUAUGCGAGGGGAUUUGUUUGGAUUAUUGGCCUCGCAUCCGCUAGCACCUUUGAUAUCUCUUCAUCACUUGGAUAACAUGAACCCAAUAUUUCCACACAAGACAAGACAUCAAGCGAUCGGACAGCUACUGAAAGCUGCAACAUUUGAUCCUGACAGAAUUGUGCAACAAACUAUAUGCUAUGACAAAAAGUUUUCAAGAACAAUAUCAAUCUCAUGGGGUCAUGCUGUUCAGGUUUUCGAAGGCGAUGUUCUUGUUCGAGAUCUUAUCCAAGUUCGAAAAACAUUUAAGUCAUGGGGGAAAAAGAAUGCGUAUUCAGAUUUAUACAUGUUUAAUACUCGAGAAGUGGAUAGUGAUCCAUGCAAAAGGCCAACCAUUUUCUUUUUAGAUGGUCUGUCAUCAACUUUCAAUACAGAUGAUGCUGUUGUCGUUAAGAGUAUGUACAAGAGGAAUGGUUUUGAUAAUUGCUUGGAAAAGAAGAAUAUAACAAAUAAAUUGGAAGAAAUCAGAGUGUUCUCACAUAAGCUAGAUCUCAAUAUCAAACAGCUGCAAGCACGGAGACGACAAUGCUGCGACGUUUUACCGUCUUCGUCAGUUGAUAAAGCUCUCAACAUUGAUAUUAGGGAAUGGGGAGAAGAUGAACUAGUUUAUAUGCACUCAUAA
This is a messenger RNA of Papaver somniferum (opium poppy), 1173 nucleotides long. RefSeq lists its product as uncharacterized. The transcript has 3 exons. NCBI's taxonomy places the organism in Eukaryota, Viridiplantae, Streptophyta, Magnoliopsida, Ranunculales, Papaveraceae. Gene Ontology annotation, molecular function: acetylglucosaminyltransferase activity. Bases 1 to 1173 code for a protein of 390 amino acids. The record is from RefSeq and is a predicted model, not a curated record.